UUUUUUUGUUCAUCAUCUUGGGUUUACUGAGAAUUGUUGUUGAGCAAAUUUUUUUUUUUUUUUUUUGAUUCGAAUCCGUAGCCGUGAAUUCUUAUUGUAUGUGAACAGAUGUGUUCAGAAUAUCAUAUUAUUCGAUACAGAAACCCAAAAAAAAAAAAAUGUUGAUGGAAUUUUCUUUGGAAAUUGUCAACUAACAUUGUUUGGUUUUUAACCUGGUGAGGGCAGGAGAAUCGAUCAUUGUCAAGAUUUUUUUUUGAGUGAUUGAGCGAUUUUUCAUUGGAAAAUUUACAUUAAUGUAAAUAACGGUUUUUUUUCUUCUGGAUACUGUUCAAAAAUGACGAACAAACACAUGUGAAUAUAACAACAUGUUUAUUAUUUGAAAGAAUGUUUUCAUCAUCAAAUGUGAUAAUUUAAUCAAAAAAUGUCCCGACGAUGUUUUUGGCAAAAUUUUAAAAUGAUUCUAACCGAAUCAUCGUAUCGAUCAUAUUCAACAUUUUUAUCGAAUGCAACGAAACCGAAAUCAAUUGAAAAUAAAUUAAUAUACAAAACAAUAGAUCAAACAAAAUAUCGACAUCUGAUCAAUGAUGAUUAUUCAUCAAUUGAUUCAAUAUUGAAAGAAUAUGAUUACUUGAAAUAUAUGACCGGUUAUGUACCAUCGGAUAUUAGCGUGGAACAAAUGUCCGAUUUAUUAUCAAUGGAAAAUGAACGUCAACGUAAACAAUAUUUGCGAUAUUUAUUUCUAAAUGAAAUUCGUAAACAAAAAGAUGAAAGAAAACGUUCGGAACGAAAACAACGAUAUCAACAAUAUUUAGAUACUCGUGCUGAACGUACAUUCGGCAUUUUCGAUGAUAAUGGCCAACUUUCCUAUCAAUUGUGGUCAAAUACAAUGAUUGGUAGAAUAUCAUCAAGAAAUGUAUCACAUAUACGUACUACACAACGUUUACGUUAUGCAUCAAUGUUUGGACAGAAAUUAAUUAUCGAUCUUGAUUAUGAUGAUCAUAUGUCAUUAAGUGAAUGUCGAAUACAAGUGAAUCAUAUUAUGAGAUUAUUAGUGGAAAAUUUACGCUCAACAAAUGAUCCAUUUGAUAUUUACUUUACAAAUUGUGAUGAUCAAAAACCAACAAUGAAAAGUUUAUCCAAAUAUUUCAAUACAAUGCCUUUUCAGUUAAUGUCAUUAAAGGAACAAUUUCUAACAAAAAGUUAUAUGGAUGUAUUUGAUCAUAAUCUUCUUGUUUAUCUAACACCAAAUGCCACGGAAACAUUAAUCAAUUAUAAUCAUGAUGAUAUCUAUAUAAUCGGUGGUUUUCUUGAUAAAUCCAAUCUAAAUAAACCAGUAAGUCAUCUAAAGGCGUCAAAUGAUGGAAUCCGACAAUAUCGUUUACCAUUGGAUCAAUUCGUACCUUGGGGAUCGGGUUCAUCAAAACAUCUUUGCAUAAUGCAUGUAGUUGCCAUUUUAAAUCAAAUGAAACAGACUAAUGAUUGGAAACAAACAUUAUGUGAACAGAUACCGAAACGUAAAAUGAAAGAUUUCGAUGAAUUAGAACGUGAAAAUCGUGAACGAAAAUUAGCCUAUAUGAAACGGAAAUUGUCAAUCAAUAAUAAUCAUAUGGAAAUUUUAUGAUAAUAACCAAAAAAAAAAAAAUAUUGGAAAAAAAAUUAUAAAUACAAAUUGAUGAUGAUAAUGAAUGG
This is a messenger RNA of Dermatophagoides farinae (American house dust mite), 1689 nucleotides long. RefSeq names its product mitochondrial ribonuclease P protein 1 homolog. Gene Ontology annotation, biological process: positive regulation of mitochondrial translation; mitochondrial tRNA 5'-end processing. Gene Ontology annotation, molecular function: tRNA binding. The record is from RefSeq and is a predicted model, not a curated record. Gene Ontology annotation, cellular component: nucleoplasm; nucleus; mitochondrion. NCBI's taxonomy places the organism in Eukaryota, Metazoa, Arthropoda, Arachnida, Sarcoptiformes, Pyroglyphidae.